GCGCGGGCCCCGGGCGGCGCCGCCAGGAUGUCCCGGCCCGCGGGCCGCUCCGCCGCCAGCCACCCUCGCGGCCCCCGGCGGCCGGCGCUUGGCCGGGGAGCGCAAGAGCCGCAGCCGGAGCCGGAGGCGGGAGCAGCGAGCAGGAGCCCCGGGCGCCCGAAUGCAGGAUGCUCGCGGUCCCUGGUGUCGCGGAGCCCGUGCGUGUGAGCGCCGCUGCUCGGAGCCAAGCCCCGGCCCCGAGGAUGUCUCAGCUGGCAGCCAGCUCCCGUCUGCACCAUGAGUGAUGAGCGGCGGCUGCCUGGCAGUGCGGUGGGCUGGUUGGCAUGUGGCGGCCUUUCCCUCCUGGCCAACGCCUGGGGCAUCCUGAGCGUGGGCGCCAAGCAGAAGAAGUGGAAGCCGCUGGAGUUUCUGCUGUGCACGCUCGCGGCCACCCACAUGCUCAACGUGGCGGUGCCCAUCGCCACCUACGCCGUGGUGCAGCUGCGGCGACAGCGCCCCGACUACGAGUGGAAUGAGGGCCUCUGCAAGGUCUUUGUCUCCACCUUCUACACCCUCACCCUGGCCACCUGCUUCUCCGUCACCUCCCUCUCCUACCACCGCAUGUGGAUGGUCCGCUGGCCCGUCAACUACCGGCUGAGCAACGCCAAGAAGCAGGCGGUACACACGGUCAUGGGCAUCUGGAUGGUGUCCUUCAUCCUGUCCGCCCUGCCGGCCGUUGGCUGGCACGACACCAGUGAGCGCUUCUACACCCACGGCUGCCGCUUCAUCGUGGCCGAGAUCGGCCUCGGCUUCGGCGUCUGCUUCCUGCUGCUGGUGGGUGGCAGCGUGGCCACAGGCGUGGUCUGCACCGCCAUCGCCCUCUUCCAGACGCUGGCUGUGCAGGUGGGGCCGCGGGCCGGCCACCGCGCCUUCACGGUGCCCACCAUCGUGGUGGAGGACGCUCAGGGCAAGCGCCGCUCGUCCAUCGAUGGCUCUGAGCCGGCCAAAACCUCGCUGCAGAUCACGGGGCUGGUGGCCACCAUCGUCAUCAUCUAUGACUGCCUCAUGGGCUUCCCUGUGCUGGUGGUGAGCUUCAGCAGCCUUCGGGCGGACGCCUCAGCGCCCUGGAUGGCGCUGUGUGUGCUGUGGUGCUCGGUGGCCCAGGCCCUCCUGUUGCCCAUAUUCCUCUGGGCCUGUGACCGUUACCGCGCCGACCUCAAGGCCGUCUGGGAGAAGUGCGUGACCCUCAUGGCUAACGAUGAGGACUCAGACAAUGAUCCCAGCCUGGAGGGCGGCAUCCCCCCGGACCUGGUGCUGGAGCACUCGCUCGACUAUAGCUAUGGCGGCGACUUUGCGGCCCUGGACAGGAUGGCCAAGUAUGAGCUCUCGGCCCUGGAGGGGGGCGCACCCCAGUUCUACCCCCCGCGGCCCUUGCCGGAGAACAAGAUGCAGUACUUGCAGGUCCCGCCCACGCGACGCUUCUCCCACGACGACGCGGAGGUGUGGGCCGCCGUGCCGCUGCCCGCCUUCCUGCCGCGCUGGGGCUCGGGCGAGGACCUGGCCGCGCUGGUGCUGCCCGCCGGGCCGGAGCGCCGCCGCGGCAGCCUGCGGGCCUUCGCAGAGGACGCGCCCCCGUUCCGCCCCCGCCGCCGCUCCGCCGAGAGCCUGCUGGCGCUGCGCCCCCCAGCCCCCGACGGCGGGCCGCGCCGCGCCCGCGACUCGCCCCCCGGCAGCCCGCGCCUCCGCCCCGGGCCCGGCGCCCGCUCCGCCUCGGCCUCGCUGCUGCCCGACGCCUUCGCGCUGACCGCCUUCGAGAGCGAGCCGCAGGCCCUGCGCCGCCCGCCCGCCCCGCCGGGGCCCCGGGUCCACAGCGCACGGCCGGGUGAGGACGCGGCGCCCCCUGCCGGCGGCGGAGCGCAGCGGAACCCCGGGCCGUGCCCGGCCGCUUACGCACAUGCGGGACCCCUGAGGACCGGCCUGAGCGCGUCGUGGGGCGAGCCCGGGGGCAUCCGCGCGGCGGGCGGCGGCAGCACCAGCAGCUUCCUGAGCUCGCCCUCCGAGUCCUCGGGCUACGUCACGCUGCACUCGGACUCGCUGGGGUCUGCGUCCUAGGGCCUGCGGGCGCUUCCCCACGCGCGCCCGGCGGGCCGGGCCGCCCGCAGGGACCAAAGCACCAAAGAUGCCACGCUGACCCAGGCCGGGUUCCGGGCGGCGCCACGCGGGGCCCACGGACGGCGCCUAGCCAAGUGCCAGCCCUCCCUGCGUGACUGAGCCAUGGGCAUCGCCCUGAGGGUUGGUGGCUGCCCUGGACCGCUGCUGGCUAUGGCAUCACGGGGCAGAGCGAGGCCGGGCUUGGGUAAAGGCAGGCUCUGCACGCCCUGAUGUGCCUCGUCCAGCCUGGGGCAGCAGCAUUGGGAGGAUGGGGGUAGCAGCAAGGAGCCCGGGACGAAGGCCACCACCAGACAGAACAAAGCCCAGCCCUGCAGGAGCCAUGGGACUGACUGCACCUGGCUUUCCACUUUGCACUGUAAUUGUCUCUCCCCCGCGGGGGGCAGGGUACAGAGGGUCUCUAAGCACAGGGGUCUACAGAGCCCAAACAAGCUCUCUGAGUAGGUGUUCCUGCUGAGCAGUUCUGCCUCGGUUUCCCAUCUGUAAUGAGCAGGCGACCAUAUUAACUCACAGGACUGUUUGGAGCAGUCUUCUGGUCGGUGUGCACCGGCCCCUGCAUGGGUGUGAGAGCAUCUAGGGCCCUCUGUGGGUCCUUUGUGGGGGUCAGUCUUCAGUGUGUGGCCUGCUGUGGCCUUUGCACCUGAGGCCUCCCACUCUCAGUGCCCCUGGCCUCCCCAGGAACUCACCCCACCCACACCCCAGCUAAAGUACAACACUGCGCCAUCACCCACCUUAACCAUUGUUAGUGUCCCCGCCCUCAUCUGUCUCUCACCAAGCCAGCCUCCCAUAGGACUCCCACCGUAAAGAUCGUGGGUCCGUGCUGGGAAAGAACUGAAGCCAAGGGAGAGUGGGCUUCCUUAUCCUGAUGCCCCUGGGGAGGGGUCCUGGCUGAGAGGCCUCCCAGGUUCCCAGUUUAAGGUCUAGUUCCUGCUGAGGGCAGGGCUCUUUGCUCUCUCUCCUGGGCAGGACUUUUGCUGGCCUAGGCUUUGCCAUAGGCGUUGGGGAGGGGCUUGCUGGGUCUUCCCUGGAGAGAGACCUUAGAAUCAGGCUGAGCAGAGGCCCGGGAACAGCUGUGACCUUGAGCUGAAAGGACAGGGGCAAAUGCAGAGGUGGUCUCCUCCUAGACCUCGCCUCCACACAAUGGUCUCACACAGCACACAGGGAAACCUGGAGCAAAUCCCAGAGCCAACGCGGAGCUUGUCUGCCUUGUGCAGCCCCUCUCCAAUCCUCCCCACCUCUCCUGCCCGUUGCCAGGCCUCUUUCUUCAUCCAGCUGACAGGGUCUCAGCCCCAGAAGAGGCCUCUGGGAGGAUCAAGCCUAGGGGACCGGCUCCAUCUCUGCUUCUGAGGCCUCCCUGGCCCCUCACUGGGGGUUGGGGGGGGUGGUUAGGGGAGGGAUGAGCUAGUCACAGGAGAGCAAGGCAGGAAGCUGCGGGAUGGCCUAAACCACGGGAGGGGCUGCCUCUGGCCAGUGCUGCCGUGCCUUCAAAGACCAACAGGCCAUGUGGGGGCAGAGAUCUCAGCUGGCCACUGUGGCACCCACCCCUGCUCAGGCCUGCCCAUUUGUCAUGUUGGGUUUUUAAUCUGUGUACUUCAUAUCCGAUGGCAAUACUUGCAGGGAGACUUGGUACCCCAAAGUCCCUCCAGUUCUGGGUUUUACAGAAAUAAAAAGGAGGGAGGACCCCAAACGGAGGAACCUGGGGCCUGGAGCUCCCUCUCUCACUCCCUGAGCCUCCCGGGCCUAUUGGCUGCCUUGGUCAGCAGCUUGAACCUGGGCUCACAGGGGCAGGAGCCCUGUCUUCACACCACCACCCACCCGGAGCCAGGGAUCCGUUUGUAGUUUUUUGACAACUGAGCAUUUCUCUUCUGUACAGGAUACAAUAAAAACUUCCUAUAAUUUGCA
Neogale vison (American mink) is the source of this 4050-nucleotide messenger RNA. It is a transcript of the gene GPR153, whose product is annotated as G protein-coupled receptor 153. The record is from RefSeq and is a predicted model, not a curated record. Gene Ontology annotation, biological process: G protein-coupled receptor signaling pathway. The transcript has 6 exons. Lineage: Eukaryota; Metazoa; Chordata; Mammalia; Carnivora; Mustelidae. The coding region runs from base 277 to 2091 and encodes 604 amino acids. Gene Ontology annotation, cellular component: membrane. Gene Ontology annotation, molecular function: G protein-coupled receptor activity.